This is a messenger RNA of Drosophila pseudoobscura, 2040 nucleotides long. RefSeq names its product Kip1 ubiquitination-promoting complex subunit 2 (gene Kpc2). The transcript has 6 exons. Bases 139 to 1815 code for a protein of 558 amino acids. NCBI's taxonomy places the organism in Eukaryota, Metazoa, Arthropoda, Insecta, Diptera, Drosophilidae. The record is from RefSeq and is a predicted model, not a curated record. Gene Ontology annotation, cellular component: ubiquitin ligase complex. Gene Ontology annotation, molecular function: protein binding.
ACGCUCUGGCAACGCCGGAAACAGCUGGGGCAAUUUCGCAUCGAUUCUGUUUAUAUUAUUUCUGGAAAAUGUUGAAACUCCACCGAAAACUGAUGCAAAAUGUAAAGCGCAAGGAAAGGACUUAAUGGCUGUCACAACAUGAUUCCCUGGAUGCGCGAAAAAUUCAACGAAAAGCGCGCGAAGUGGCUCUCGCGGAGUAAUCGGUCAGCCACUCCACAUAGUCCCGGGAGCAGUCGCCUUCACACCGCCAGCAGUGCCAGCGAUGCCGAGAGUCUCAGCUCCGCCUCGCUAAAUGUGCCCACCACGGAGACAGAGACCCAGACAGACGUUGUCGUGGGCGGCAGACCCGUUGUGGGUGGCGGCAGCUGUGUCAUGCGCACGCCUUCGCCGGCUCGGAGGCGUCGCAUGCACCUGGAGCUGCAACUGCAUAUGCAAGCCACCCACAAUGGCCCUGGAAUGUCCAGUGCUGGUGGAGGAGACCCACUAGACACACCCACUCCAUACCAGCAGCAUGAAAAUGCUUUGUUCCUCAGAAAGACAUGCCAGUCCGGCCGCGUCGACCCGGAGGGCUCGACGGGAGCAGAGGGCGAGGACUCUCUUAAGGCGACCGAUUCCAUCACGGUGCGCGUCAUAUGUCCCAGUUCGCGGGUCCUCGUCUUUAAGACGAACGUAAACAAGCGCCUUAACGAUCUGAAGAGCGAGGUCAUCCUGGAGCUGAGCGACGAUCCCGAUUCCAUCCAGCUGUUUGCCCCCGAUGUGCGCCACCUGAAUCCGCGCUACCGCCUCUAUCGGGCCGAGUACUAUGGCGCGGAGCUGAACGAGGCCGAGACGUUGGCCCAGCUCCAGGUGCGCCAAAACGAGACUUUUAUACUCUCGGCCAGGCGCAGUACGCUCGCACAGACGGUGUCGCGUAUCCGGGAGGUGCCUGGGCCCAACGAGCAGCUGCUGGAGAGCGCUACGCGUUAUGUGCCCACCAACGCCUGCUCGCUGCCAACAAUCGACAUCAACGAGAUUUUUCAGCAGUCGAACAUUCAAUACGAUGUACGCAAGGUACUGAUCUCCUUGGCCCAGGCCUCGGCUGCCGUCUUAGGGGCUGGGCCGUAUGCCCCUCGCCUGAUAACCAUGCUGAAGCAGCGCCUGAUCAACCGACGCAACCACCAGUCGGACACACUGCAGUGCCUCGUGGAUAUGGGAUUCAAGAGGGAAAUGGCCGCUUUUGCCCUGAAGGCCAACAGCGGCAUUUACUCCAGCACCUUGGAGUGGCUGAUACAGAACCAGAACGAGGAUAUCCUGCAGGAACCGAACAUCAAUAUGCAGCAGAGCAUGUCCUCUAUAUCGCCCUCGGCUAUUGUCACGAAUAACGAAACCAUCGAGAACACCGCUGCGCUCAUGGAGAUCGUGCGCAUCUACAGUCACCGUGACUCGCCACCCAGCGACGAGAUAGUCGAAUCUCUCACCGAAAUGGGCUUCGAGGAGGCGGCCGUGGUAUCGGCGCUUAAGAGAACCGGCAACAACAAGGCCUCCGCCUGCGAGUGGCUCUGCGACAAUCGUACCGGCAGUGUGAUUGAGCUGCGCGAGGGUCUGGCCCCCGAUUCUCCCAUCCUAAAAGUUAUUCUCGAAAUGCCGCAGGUCCAAAUGACGCUCAGCAAUCCCAAGACAUUUUUAGCAUUUCUGGCCAUUCUGGAGAACGAGCAUGCAAUACGCGUGUGGCGUGGCGAUAACGACACCACCUCGAUCAUCACACAUAUCCUGCAAAAGUACCAUGAGGAGAAGCAUGUGCUGGGCAUCAAUCAGUUCUAUACGAACCGAUGGUGAACUCGACCCGGCUAGAUGCUGCAUCUGCUGCAACUGCGCCCCAAAGUGGCUUUAUAAUGAGAUUAACCAAAUUAUAUUUAUACAUACGCAUACUAUAAACAUACAUACAUACAUAAAUAUGUGUGCACUCAUACCCAGGCGCUUACCAGAAGCGAAUGCCUGGAGCCGGUCCCAUUUUUGGGUCCUUCAGCACGUAUGUUUGUGUAUGUGUGUGUCUUAUGAGUA